This is a messenger RNA of Talaromyces rugulosus, 1152 nucleotides long. RefSeq lists its product as uncharacterized. The record is from RefSeq and is a predicted model, not a curated record. The coding region runs from base 1 to 1152 and encodes 383 amino acids. Gene Ontology annotation, molecular function: protein binding. Lineage: Eukaryota; Fungi; Ascomycota; Eurotiomycetes; Eurotiales; Trichocomaceae. The transcript has 2 exons.
AUGGUUCAGUUUAAAACCCUCCUAGGCUCUGCAGCUGCAUUGGCCUUGUCAGCUACCGCAUCUCCUUUGCCUUUCCAAGAUGGCGCCAAAGCAGUAUAUUUCCAAACCAACAAGUCGCCCAACCAAAUAGCAGCUGUCGCUGUGCACUCAAGUGGAAAGCUCGGGAAGUACACCUUCCAUCCGACUGGGGGUAAAGGGGGUGCUGAGGUCUCCGCUACUGGACCAAAUGCGCCAGACGCCCUGGGCAGUCAACACAGUGUCGUUGUAUAUGGAGAUUACCUCUUCACCGUAAACGCGGGCUCAAACGACGUUUCCCUAUUCUCUAUCGCUUGCGAAAACCCCACAGAUCUGAAGUUGGUCGGCACAUACCCAGUCAAUGGCGGUUUCCCCAAUACUGUUGCUGUCAAGGGAGAUCAUGUCUGUGUCGGAUACGCCGGAUCACCAUCUGGUGUUAGCUGUGCCGAAUGGAGUCCCCUCGGAGUCGGCAAAUUUGACACCAUUCGGGAAUUUGACCUACACCAGUCGAACCCACCUAAUGCAUCCCUGAUCCUGGUCAGUGAUGCCGUCUUUGUGGAAGAUGAAUCUCGGUUGCUUGUCACCGCGCGAGGUUCCGCCGAGAGCCCAGGUUUCGUUGCAACAUACGAUGUCGACUGGGCUGGUCAAGUGUCUGGAAAGGGUGAAAUCUCUACACCAGCCGGUCUGAAUGCCUCCUUCGGCGCAGUUCCCAUUCCUCGUACCCAGCUUGCGUUUGUCGCCGAGCCCGAGGUGGGUGGUUAUAUUUUGGACGUGGCCAGCCCUUCGAAGCCAAUUGCGACUGUGACAGUCCCGGGACAAAAAGCCAUCUGCUGGUCUGCGCUCACGCACAAGUCGGUCACUGGUAUCUUCCCUGAUGCCGGAACAAACACUAUCACCCAGGUCGAAAUUCCUUGCGGUCGUGUCAUUCAGCAAUGGAACUCGACCAACGGCAACAGUGGACAAUUGGACUUUUCUAUUGAUGCCACCGACAAGUUCUUCGCUCUCGCUUUCAGUCCUAAGGAUAGCCAGGCGCGAGUGGCUUCCAUUAACUUGUCCGGAAACAACUUUACCGACAUUGAUAACAAGGUUAUCGCCGGAACGGACAUGAACUCCCAGGGAUUUGCUAUUUACCCUUAA